UUUGUAAAAAUAUCUGAGAGGAAAAUAAUGAACAAACGACUUUUCUCACAACUCUUUCUCGCUUUCAUCAUUCCUAGAAGCACUAACCACCUACUUCUGCCUCAGUUAACGUAAAGGAACAGAUUUUAUCGCCAACUUUUAAGCCGUGAAACAACGCGUCUCGGUCAGUCUCAAACACACCCGUCAGUCUGCGGUUGCGGUCUUCCUAUGAGCACGAGCGUUUAGUGGUUUCCAUUGGAAACCGGACCCGUGCUCACAAGAACAACAGCUCACGCAUCAGGACAGUCCCACUCCGACAACAGAAGAGAGCCAGGAGGAUUUUACAGUGACGUGAAUCUAGUUUCGGUCGGUUUUUUAAUACCUUGCUAUCUCUGUGUCUUUCCACCUGUUACAGACUUUAAAAAAAACUUCGCUGCAGCUUUUGUUGUAUCAGCAGACACACUGUGUUGCCCUGGCAACUCUGAGCUGAGAGCUAUUGAAUUACAAAAAUGGGGUCCGGGUUUUCUGUCCUCGGGACCUUCAGUUACAGAAAAUGAACUGACAUCGACCGUAGGCUAUCGGUGAAGAGAGAAAAACGAAUGCUGCCUGAUCAUGUCUGCUCUGGUUCGACCUGGAGUUAAUGUUUCAGAGCUAUGUAAGGAUGGAGACAAGCUCCUUGAGGCCGGAGAGUUGGGGAGGGCUACCUCUCUCUACAUGUCUGCCUUCAGGACUCACGCCGCCUCCACCGUGUCCCACAUGCGGAACUUGAAGUCAGGCAUGGGUGGGGUGAUCUCUACUCUAGAAGGAUGGCUUGACAGUCAUGGGGAGAACCACCCUGCUCAGGGUUUUAACAAAGGUCUUGCAGCUGUGUUUCUGUCCACACUCUGCCCUAACAAUCUGUCAGCCACCAUUUUUAAGAUGGAGUCACUCCUUCAGAGUGGGGUGCAUGGCUGCGAGGAGAUUUUUGCUCGCUGCACUGCUCUGCUUGAAGGGAUGCAAAACCCUCAUCCACAAGAUGCGACUCGCAUGGUGUUGGAGAUAACUCGUGCCCUGGCCUGCUUGCUCUCAGAGACUCACAGUAUCAAGGGCCUGAAGCUUUACCUCAAAGCUUACCAGAGUAACAAAUCUGAAACCGUCACACUGGUGAAAAGCAGACAAGCUCAGCACCUAACCAAAAUAGUGAUGGCCUUUACAGACCAACUACUGCACAUACAUCCCUCUCUGAUAUUUGACAGCGAGUGUGCAGUGACAACAAAUGAGAAUGAUAAGCUAGAUAUAGAGGCUUCUUCUUCUUCUACAAUUAUUGAGUUUUUGUUGGCUAUCUCACCUGGCAAUAGAGAAGUGCAUGAACUUCAAGCAGCAUAUUUAUUUUUGACAGGCAGGUUUAUGGACAGUGCAGAGGUGUACUCUGCUCUCUUGCAUCAUGGUUAUUGUCAGAAAACGUCAGAGUGUAGCACAGACAAAUCAUACCAAGACCCUCCUGAGAGGAGAGCUAGACUCUUAACCAGUCGAGCCGCUGCCUGCUUGUCUGCAGGUGGACGGAUUGCGGAGGCAUGCAGGGAUCUGGGUGAAGCAUUUGAGUUACACCCUGCCACUGCCCGAAUUUAUUUUCAAAAGCUAUUCACAGAUCAUGGUACAGGGGUGGCUGCUCGCAACCAUCUCCGUCAGCAGGCAGAGAGAGGCCUGUCUGGUUACAGAGAACGGGUCCCCAUCCGUCCAGACCUGCGGUCCUCUGAAGGAGUUGAGCUUCUGGACCCUGUGAUCACUCAGUUACGGACUCUGUGCCAUUUAGAGCCUGAUGGGGGAGGCAGAGAGCUGCGGGUACGACUGGCUGACUGUCUGCUCCUCAGAGGAGAACACAAAGAGGCCCUCUCCAUCUGUAGCCAGCUAGCUGCUGCCCAAGGUCAGCAGAGCUAUCAAAACACAGUGCAGGUUCUUUGUGGAUAUGCACGACUUCUCUCAGAUGACCACAAGGGAGCGUUGGAAGACUUCCAGGCUGUGAUUGAACACAAUGCCCCCCACCCAUCCAGCUGUGUGCGUGCACUCUGUGGCAGGGGGCUCCUGCGCAUGAUUGGCGGCUUACACUACCUCACAGCUCUAGACUAUGUGACAGCUAGCAGGCUGCACCCUCAGGAAACCGCACUGACUGUUCGCUGCUUGGUACCAUGGAACUACAGGGGGCUGCUGUUUACUGUUUUACUAGAGCAGGGACGAGUCAUGCUGGAGGGGACAGGGGAGCACGAAUCCAUGUCCAGUUCAAGUGAAGACUCCCAACAGCCCCAGCAGGGGGAUCAGCCCCAGGCCCCUUCAAAGAGAAACAAACACAGAUCAGGGACUCCAGCUGGUGUCCAGUCUCUGGCUGUGCUGCUGAUGGAGCUCCAGCCCGGUGAUGAUGGGUCUCAAAUUCUGGCAGCAGAUGCCUUGUACCAGCUUGGCCGAGUGGAGGAGGCCUACCGCCUACUACUUUCCAUUGGGCCCAGCAGUCCUCGGGCACCCAUCCUGGCUCGCCUCGCCCUACUACAGCUGCACAGAGGCUUUCUUUAUGACACCAAUCAGCUGCUUAAAAAGCUCAUUCAGUGCGGCGAUACGAGCUGCUUGCGCCCCCUGUUGGCGGUAGCACAACAGAAGGACCGGGCUCUUCUGCAGGCGCACUGCCACUCUGCUGCUAAACGCAUCCUGGAGGGCAUGCGAGAGGAAAGCGCUGUCAGGGAGGCUGUGGCAUAUCUCUCCAUUGCCAUCAUGGCCUCUGGUGGCGUGGCAGCAGAGUCUUUACUGGAGAGAGCGAGGUGUUAUGCCCUGCUGGGCCAACGAAAGACAGCCAUCUUUGAUUUCAGUGCCAUACUGAAGGAGCACCCAAAAUACGUUCAGGCCCUCUGUGGAAGAGGCUUCACCUAUCUCAUGCUGAACCAACAAAAGGAAUGUACUCGUGAUAUACUGGCAGCACUUCAAAUAAACACUGACAUAGUCACCAAAGACAUCCUAUCACUCAAGGACAAGGCACGGAAGCUCGUCUGUGAUUGGCUGCAUCAGCUCUGUCGGACCAAUCUGUCGGACAUCCUGCUCGCCAAUGCUGUCCCCUGCCAUAAAGAGCAGCUCAGAGAGGCUUUUACAAUUGGUGGAGCUCUGAUGAAGACAGACUGCAGAGACCCCAGAUGGCAUCUCCUCUAUGUGGACAUACUCUUGGCCAAAGGUGAAGUUAAGGCAGCAGCCGCUCAUCUGUGCCAGGUGUUUGGCCAGGAGCCGAGAGAUGCAGUGGCCCAGGCCAGGGUGGGUGUGCUGGAGGCCUGGAAGCAGAACUACCGCAGCGCAGCUCGCAGGCUCAGCAAACUGACUGAGAAAGAUUUGUCCAGUCUGGGCUUCUUGCUGGCCCUUAUCCCAAUCAAUCAGCGCAAAUGCAUGGCACAGGCAGCAGCACAGGAGGCCAGCAGUGUGUCAUCAGGUGGCCAGUGGGAUCAGGCCCUCACACUCCUGACUGUGGCAGUACAAGCAGGGGGAAAUUACAGACUCCAGUAUCUUCGCCAGCGGGCUGCGUGCCUCGCUCACCUGGGCCUACACGAGCGGGCCAUAGCUGACCUGGACAGAGUUAUCCAGAAACACAAUGGAUCUGACUCCAGCUGCUCAGAUGAGCACCAAUUGUGGGCGGAAGACCUGUGUCGGCGAGGCCGCAGCCUGGUGCUCUGUUCCAGAGAAGGAGCUGCUCUAGAGGACUUUACUCGGGCCUUGGAGCUCCACAGGAACCAAGCCAUCCAGUGUGUGGAGGCUGGUCUGGGGAGGCUACGUCUGGCUGAGUGCUUCCUGCGGGGAGCUCUGCAGCACUAUGGGGAGCAGCAGCUCAGUAAAGCCUGGACAAUGAUUGAAUGUGGUCUAGUUGUGGACAGUGACAACACAGAGCUCCGCAGACUGAGGGCAAAGGUCAAACGAGAAGUAGCCAGCCCCUGCAAUGUCAACUAGUGUUGAUAGUCAGAAUCGCACAGGAGCUCCAGCUGAGCUCACAUAAUGUAGCUGUGUCAGUGCCUGUACCUUAAGAUGUCAUACUGUGGAGGAACAAUCUAACUGAUGAGAAAUCUUCCACAAUUUUAUAGCAUGUUUGAUGGUUCUAAUUGUUUGAGGACACGGUGCUUCGGUUCAUAUUAUGUCUUCCAAUUUCAAUUUCAAUUUGUAGGAUUAACAACAGUGUUUGUUAUAGUAUUUUAUAUCUUUAUAAUUACAGCAAAGCCGUGUAUUGAAUAUGAAAGGAGUAUGUGAAUGGUAGAUAUUUUCAACACCACACGUAUUGAAUGUUUUAUUAUCCCGUAUUUUAUGAAUGAUUUAACCUCAGCACUUCAUACAUUUUAUGACUGAAACAUCAGUAAUUGAAUUAUUGUAACAGAAACAAAACAUGAUGGUCAAGAUCAUUAUAUGAUAUGAAGGAAAUCAUGCAACGUGAAAUUAAAUAUAUUUUAAGUCAAACCAUCACACCUAGAUAAUAGAUUUAAGAAAGUGCCCAAUGUGCAGGUUUUAUGCUUUUGAAAUGGAGAAGGCACACUUUUUUAAUCAUAUCCAUGACAGCACAUAAUUUAAUAAGCAUAAAUACAGGAAAACAGAAAUAAAUAUUGGAAUUUAGUUCAUACCACUCACAAAAAUCACUAAAAUCGCUAAAAUCAGUACUCUUCUCAGUGCACUUGAAGAAGGA
This is a messenger RNA of Sander lucioperca (pikeperch), 4651 nucleotides long. RefSeq names its product tetratricopeptide repeat domain 34 (gene ttc34). The record is from RefSeq and is a predicted model, not a curated record. The coding region runs from base 592 to 3930 and encodes 1112 amino acids. Gene Ontology annotation, molecular function: protein binding. NCBI's taxonomy places the organism in Eukaryota, Metazoa, Chordata, Actinopteri, Perciformes, Percidae. The transcript is spliced from 8 exons.